Dracunculus medinensis (Guinea worm) is the source of this 570-nucleotide messenger RNA. Lineage: Eukaryota; Metazoa; Nematoda; Chromadorea; Rhabditida; Dracunculidae. The record is from the annotation of a GenBank genome assembly.
AUUCUUCAUGCAAUUCUAUCUCUUUUUUUAUCAAAUUUAUUAUUUAAUAAAUACAACAAAAAGUUUAAGGCAGCUUGCCGGCAGCUGCGUGAUGAAUUCGUUACAACAUGCAUGCGUCUGUCAUAUCAGAGUGAAAAAUCAUUGAUUGAAUUUUGCCAAGCAUAUGAAAAUAUUUGCUUCGAUGUUCCAAUGGAAGAUUCGAUAAAUCGAAAAAUUCCAUCGUUCGUUUCUUAUUUUCGGAUAACAACAACAACGACUGAAAAUCCUCACGAUUAUAUACUAUUUUGUCGCGAAUUCAAGCAUCGCUUCUUGUAUGUUUGCCCGGAUCCAUUGCGUUUUGGCCAGAAAGCAAUAUUUUGUCCUCUAUACGCAGAACGUUGCGAUGUUGCGCUACCAGAUCGAUCCAUAAUUCCAACUCGACCUCAUAACGAGCAUAAAAUAGUGAUAGCAUCGCUCUGUAGCCGUUAUAAAAUGUUUGCUAAUAAUUACUGUCGUAAUCCGUUUUUUCAAGGAAAUUAUAAAAGUGCUUGCGAGAAAUAUUUCCAAUUUUGCACCAGUAAUCAUCGAUAA